GGAGACAGAGGGAAUGAAAUCCUUCCACUACUUAGAAGUCUCUUAUUUGCAUAAAUUGUACAGACUGAAGCCUUUUACUUUUAAUAUAGCAAAUCAGUGGUAAAAUAAAAGACUGCAAGCUAUUUGAAUUACAUAUUUAGAUAAUUUAAAAUAAACAGCAGAAAACUGUAAGUGCAUUACAGGCAACAAAAACUUGCUGUUAAAUGUUUCCAACCAGUACUUAAAAUGCUCAGCAACACAGGUACAUAGCAAAUGCCUCUGAGUAAACUGUUAAUAUCUAUAAAAGACUUUUUCCAUCAAAAACAGAUUUCAAGGUCUUAGUAUCCCUUGUGAUCUGGCUUCUUUCCCAGCCACUUCACUUACCUAAUUGCCUCUUCUCAGAACUUAUCUGAACUGGUCUCUAUAGAGCAUCUGAUACCAUUGAAGAAGGCUUUAUAGCACAUUAAAGAGUGAGUCCUUCAAACUAGACUGCCUGAAUUUGAAUCAGAACUCUACCACGAGCUGAUAUCUUGGUUAAGUUACUUAAGAUCAGGUCUUAAUGUCAUCAUCUGUAAAAUGGAGACCAUGGUAAUACUUAAUUCAGAGUUCUUAAAAGAACAUACAACACACUUAGAACAGUGCCUGUCACAUAUUAAGAACUCAGGAAAAUAUGAACUAUAAAGAGCUCAAUAUCAGAACUUGAAUAAAUAAGACUGGUGAAGGUGCUGGGAAUACCAGAAUGAAUAAAGAUCCUUGCCCUCAUGGAGCUUGUGUUUGGAGAAGAGAGCAGACAAUAAAGUAAGAUAAAUAAGUAAAAUAUAGUGAAAAGUGCUAGGAAAAAAACUAAGGCUGGGAAGGGUGGUUGCAGUUCUAGAUAGGGUGACCAAGGACAGCCUUACUGAGAGGGUGUCAUCUCAGUAAGAUUUAAAGAAGUUGGAGGAAUAAGACAGCACUACAUGGGGAAGAGCAUUCCAAACAGAGAAGACAGCAAGUGCCAAAGCCCUAAGGCAGGAUCCUGCCAGGUUUGUGUGAGGGAUAACCAGGAGCACAGUGUGAUUGGGGCAGAGGGAGGGGGAGUUCUAGGAGGCAUGGUCAGAAGGGCAAAAGGAGAGGUGGACAAGUCAUAUUGGACCUUGUAGGCUCUGGCUUUUCCUCUGAGAGAUCACACUAAAGGAGGGCUUUAGGCACAGGAAUGACAUGAUCUGACUUACAUUUUAACUCUUGUUUCUGUGUUAAGACCAGAGGAGACGGGGAUACAAAGGAAGAAACAAGGAGACCAUGUAGGAGACUACUGCAAUAAUCCAGGCAUCAUUUCUACAGUAUCCUCGACUGGGUCAUCAUUCAAGAACAUCUGGAACAUCUCUAGUGAUGGCAAGGUUUUUAUCUCAUGAAACAAUUCAUUCCAUCUUCAGACAGCUCUACUUGUGUGAAAAGUCUUCUUUAUACUGAACCGAACCUCACUCCAUGUAAUUUCCACCCACGCUGCCCUUUGGAGUUACACCAGGAGGACAGGGAAGAUGAAAGACCGACUUCAAGAACUAAAGCAAAGAACAAAGGAAAUUGAGCUCUCUAGAGACAAGGAUGUGUCGACUACAGAAGCAGAGGAACAAGGGGUGUUUCUGCAGCAAGCUGUUAUUUAUGAAAGAGAGCCUGUAGCUGAGAGACACCUACAUGAGAUACAAAAACUACAGGAGAGUAUUAACAACUUGACAGAUGAUGUUCAAAAAUUUGGGCAGCAACAGAAAAGUCUGGUGGCUUCUAUGAGAAGGUUUAGUCUAAUUAAGAGAGAGUCUAGCAUUACAAAAGAGAUAAAAGUCCAAGCAGAACACAUUAAUAGACGUUUGGAUGAUUUAGUAAAAGAAGUUAAGAAGUCAGAGGAUGAAAACGGUCCAUCAUCAGUGGUCACAAGGAUACUUAAAUCUCAGCAUGCUGCGAUGUUCCGCCAUUUUCAGCAAACUAUGUUUCUAUACAAUGACACAAUAGCAGCAAAGCAAGAGAAGUGCAGGACAUUUAUUUUCCGUCAGCUUGAAGUUGCUGGAAAAGAAGUGCUGGAAGAAGAGGUAAAUGAUAUGCUUCAUCAAGGAAAAUGGGAAGUUUUUAAUGAAAGCUUACUUCGAGAAAUCAGUAUCACUAAAGCACAACUCUCAGAGAUGGAACAGAGACACAAAGAAUUUGUUAAUUUGGAGAACCAAAUAAAGGAUUUAAGGGACCUUUUCAUUCAGAUAUCUCUUUUAGUAGAGGAACAGGGAGAAAGCAUCAACAAUAUUGAAAUGAUAGUGAAUGGCAUAAAAGAGUAUGUUAACACUACUAAAGAAAAAUUUGGACUAGCUGUAAAAUACAAAAAAAGAAAUCCCUGCAGGGUAUUGUGUUGCUGGUGUUGUCCAUGUUGUGGCUCAAAAUAAAGAAGCUAUUUUAGAAAUUUCUCC
This is a messenger RNA of Orcinus orca (killer whale), 2405 nucleotides long. It is a transcript of the gene STX19, whose product is annotated as syntaxin 19. The transcript is spliced from 3 exons. Lineage: Eukaryota; Metazoa; Chordata; Mammalia; Artiodactyla; Delphinidae. Gene Ontology annotation, cellular component: presynaptic active zone membrane; endomembrane system; plasma membrane. Gene Ontology annotation, biological process: intracellular protein transport; exocytosis; synaptic vesicle fusion to presynaptic active zone membrane. Bases 1497 to 2381 code for a protein of 294 amino acids. The record is from RefSeq and is a predicted model, not a curated record. Gene Ontology annotation, molecular function: SNAP receptor activity; SNARE binding.